Molecule: messenger RNA, 285 nt
Organism: Drosophila novamexicana
Lineage: Eukaryota; Metazoa; Arthropoda; Insecta; Diptera; Drosophilidae
Gene: RpS28-like
Product: 40S ribosomal protein S28
Exons: 2
Coding region: 72-269 (65 amino acids)
Biological process (GO): ribosomal small subunit assembly; translation; maturation of SSU-rRNA
Cellular component (GO): ribosome; cytosolic small ribosomal subunit
Molecular function (GO): structural constituent of ribosome
Source: RefSeq, a predicted model, not a curated record
CAAUACAUUAGUAAUAAUAAUCUUUGCGCUAACUUUCAUAUCAUAGAGGAAUUUUGUAAAAUAUCUAGAGCAUGGAACCGCCCAUCGCCCCGGCCAGAGUCGUUAAAGUCCUAGGUCGCGUGGGGGCACGUGGCCUUAUGACUGCGGUGCGUGUGGAGUUGUUAAGGUUUCCGCGCAUUCAAAUGCUCAGAGCCGUUAAAGGUCCUGUUCGGUUGGGUGACAUAAUCAACAUUGAAGAAGCUUUAGAAGAUGUUCGGCGACCAAUGUAAUUUAACAAUUUGUUUA